Molecule: messenger RNA, 1637 nt
Organism: Durio zibethinus
Lineage: Eukaryota; Viridiplantae; Streptophyta; Magnoliopsida; Malvales; Malvaceae
Product: mitogen-activated protein kinase kinase SIPKK-like
Biological process (GO): protein phosphorylation; MAPK cascade
Molecular function (GO): ATP binding; MAP kinase kinase activity
Source: RefSeq, a predicted model, not a curated record
UAAUGGGAAGUGAGGUCGUGGCUGUCAUGUCAUGGAGGAAGACUGGUCUCUUCUCUCUCUACCAACCAUAAAACCCUCAAAAUCAAAAUUUUUUUAUUUUUUAAAUAUCCCCUUUUUCUCUCUCUGCAAAAUCUAAAUCUGGGAAUCCUUAUAUGAAAACGAAGACUGAGUGCCUUCCACUGUAUCAACAAAAAGAAAGAAGAAACCGAAGAGAAGAAAGAAAUGAUGAAGGGAAAGGGAGCUUUAAACGCUAAUCUGAAGCUGUCUCUUCCUCCUUCAGCGGAGAUCUCCUUCGCCAAAUUUCUAACCGAAAGCGGUACAUUUAAAGACGGCGAUCUCCUCGUCAACAAGGACGGACUUCGAAUUGUCUCUCAAUCCGAACCUGAAGCUCCUCCGCUUAUUAAGCCAUCAGUAACUGACAAUGACAAUCAGUUGAGUAUAGAAGAUUUCGAUGCUAUUAAAGUUAUCGGUAAGGGUAAUGGUGGAAUUGUACAAUUGGUCCAACACAAAUGGACUGGUCAGUUUUUUGCAUUGAAGAUUAUUCAAAUGAAUAUUGAGGAGUCAGCUCGCAAGCAGAUUGCAAAGGAAUUGAAAAUAAAUCAGUCCUCUCAGUGCCCAUAUGUUGUUGUUUGUUAUCAGUCUUUCUAUACUAAUGGUGCCAUUUCAAUCAUCUUGGAGUAUAUGGAUGGUGGAUCCCUUGCAGACUUUCUGAAAAAUGUUAAAUCCAUUCCUGAGCACUAUCUUGCUGCAAUAUGUAAGCAGGUGCUCAAUGGUUUGAUGUAUCUUCAUCAUGAAAGACACAUUAUCCACCGAGACUUAAAGCCUUCUAACUUGUUAAUAAAUCAUAGAGGAGAAGUCAAGAUCACUGACUUUGGUGUGAGUGCGAUAAUGACAAGCACUCAAGGACUAGCAAACACUUUUGUAGGGACGUACAACUAUAUGUCUCCAGAGAGAAUUAUCGGUGGCAAUUAUGGCAAUAAAAGUGACAUUUGGAGCUUGGGGCUAGUGUUGCUCGAGUGUGCAACUGGUCAAUUCCCAUAUUCCCCACCAGAGCAGGCAGAAGGAUGGACUAAUUUUUAUGAGCUCAUGGAACAAAUUGUUGAACAACCACCACCUUGGGCACCUUCCGAGCAAUUUUCUCCUGAGUUUUGCUCAUUUAUUUCUGCAUGUUUAAAGAAAGACCCAAAGGAAAGAAAGUCGGCACAUGAACUGCUGGCACUUCCUUUCUUGAACAUGUAUGAUGACUUGGAUGUGGACCUCUCAUCUUACUUCAACAAUGCAGGAUCACCACUUGCAACUCUUUAGAACUUUUGUGAGUUCAGACUGAGCGAAUAGGACUCAAAAGAAUGUCAGCAGAACUCAAAGUUGUGGAAGCAUGGAAGAUUUUAGUUGUGGUGUUGUUGUGACUAAAGUGCGGGACUUAUUUGAGCGGCUGUUGUGAUUACAGCGUCCAAAGUUAGGCAUCGGAGAUAAAUAUUUCUUGCCAGAGCACUCGGAGUGUGAGGUACAGCUUGCGGCUGUGUAUUAUUGUUUCAUAAUUGAAAGUUAAUGCUGUCAUAUAUCAAGAACAAUUUUAUAAGCUUCCUGAAAUAGACAUUGUACUGAAUUGGAUAAUGGAAAGUGACAAUUUUUACCUA